Messenger RNA from Funneliformis geosporum, 146 nucleotides. NCBI's taxonomy places the organism in Eukaryota, Fungi, Glomeromycota, Glomeromycetes, Glomerales, Glomeraceae. The record is from the annotation of a GenBank genome assembly.
AUAUCACAUCAUCGUAUCAGUGGAAAAAAAAUUUUGGAGAUGAAUCUGAAGAAUAUGAAACUCAAAAGAUGAAAUAUGAGGAAUAUGAGGAAAUCAAACUUAAUCAAAAGCCCUUUUGUUUUAGUGAUUCGAGUCUUGCAAAAUGA